CUUCAUAUACAGCCAAUCUCGCCAUCAACUCACUCCCUCACGUCCAUACCAUAGGCGCGGCGGCUAUGGCUUCUGGUGCGGGCCAGGCAUUGGCCCACAGGAGCGUGGCCGGCAUUCGUUCGGGGCCGCCGCCGGCGCAAUCGCCAUCGACGCCUCACACGCCCCCCCGGGUCCUCUCCUCGACGUACAGCUCGCCGUCCACCAUCCGAGCUGAUGAUGACUUUGUCCUGAUUGAAAUCGGCUCACGCUUCGCUCGCAUAGGCUUUGCGGGCGAUUCGCUGCCAAAGGCCACCUUGUCGUGUGGGCCCGAGCAGGGACGUCGCGCCGGCGAUUUCAGGACGUGGCAGCAGCCCGCAGCACCAUCCACAGAAUCGUGGAGCGACGACUAUGAGAUAUGGCGUUACGACCUGAGAAAUCUGGACCUGGGUCUGUUUCACGACAAGUUAGACCGUCUGCUUAGGGACGCAUUCACAAGAUAUCUGCUCAUCGACUCGCGUCCUAGACGAAUGGGCCUCGUCUUGGACCCUGAAGUGCCGCUACCACUGCUCUCAGUUGUCCUGGACACCUUGUUCAACAACUUCCAGGCCCCCAUCAUCUCUCUCAUGUCAUCACCGACGAUGUCUGCCGUGGCCGCCGGUCUCCGUUCUGCGCUGGUCGUGGACAUGGGAUGGGCAGAGACGGUCGUUACCAGUGUGUACGAGUACCGGGAGGUGAGGACUACGCGGACCGUUAGAGGAGGCAGGUUCCUCCUCGACAAGCUGUACAAGCUGCUCCACCGGUUGCUCAAAGGGGAAGACUACGACGAAGGGGCACCGCGUCUCCUGAGUUUUGAGGAAUGCGAGGACAUUCUCUGUCGCCUCCUCUGGUGUCGGGCUUCGGGCUUCAAAUCGCCGCAGCGUCAGUCGACGCAGCUGGAUACUGUGGAGGAGCAGGACGAGUCCGAGGCGGAGCCGAGUCAAGGCACGGGUGUGGCCAAGAUCCCGCUGCGGUCUACAACCCCGCCGAUCACGCUGCAGGUCCCGUUUGACAAGCUAGCCGAUGUCUGCGAUGACACAUUCUUCGAAGCGUCUGCGUCUCCCUCGACUUUUGACGAUCACGAGCUGCCGCUGCAUUUGCUUGUGCACCUUCACCUCGUACAGCUGCCCAUGGAUGUCCGAGCUGUGUGUAUGGCGCGAAUCAUGUUCACUGGAGGCUGCUCAAGCAUCUUGGGCGUCAAGCAGAGAGUCAUGGACGAGGUCACCAGCAUCGCGGACAGGCGCGGAUGGACGCCGGUUUCAGGGAAAGGCAUCGAACAGCUGCGCCACAACCAAAAUAUUAGACGAGCGAGCGUGCAGAGGUCCAGUAUCUCGUCGGUGGCGACAUCCGAAUGCAACAGCGAGGACCUCGACAGCCGGUCCGAGGCGACCUCGGCCGAGCCUUCUGGCGAUAUUGAGGCAAAGAUUGCGCGGAACCGGCCAGUCCCUCGGCAGCUGCAGGGCCAGCUUAGAGCCCUUCACACGCUUGGGCCGUGGGCAGGCGCAAGCCUCAUGUGUCAGCUCAAGAUUCCGGCCAUGGCCACGAUAGACCGUGAGCUGUGGCUGCAGCAGGGAGCCGCUGGCGCGAGCCGGCCGAACGAGGUUGACGCCAAGGCGCAGCAGAGGCAGAGCAUGGGCGCCGGCGGGCUGAUCCGGGGCAGCGGAGGCCAUCACACGAACUGGACGCUGGGCGUUUGGGGCGCAUAUUGAUUGAGUUGCGCCGACAGCGCUGGCCGUGGAGUUUAGUAUCGCGAUGAGGAGCACGCGGGCCAAGUAAUACCCAAGUAGAGACGGGCUGGUAGCACAGCAGUGCCCUCCACCAAUGCGAAGUCUAUACAAACGCG
Messenger RNA from Purpureocillium takamizusanense, 1858 nucleotides. RefSeq lists its product as uncharacterized. NCBI's taxonomy places the organism in Eukaryota, Fungi, Ascomycota, Sordariomycetes, Hypocreales, Ophiocordycipitaceae. Bases 66 to 1724 code for a protein of 552 amino acids. Gene Ontology annotation, biological process: microtubule-based movement. The record is from RefSeq and is a predicted model, not a curated record. The transcript has 2 exons.